AUGGUGGACAUUGAUCCAUCUAAUACUCAAGCUUUGAUUGAUGAGAUAUUCAAGUUGCGCACUGAGUUAAUGGAGUACAGGAGCAACUAUAAGUAUAAAUUUCUCCUUGAAGAAGUGGAAUGGCUCAGAGAUAUCAUUAGAGAUGGUUUCAAGAAUCAAGCCAAACUGAGAGCUAGGAUCAAUGAGCUCAGUGACAAAAUCAUUAUUUCUAAUCACUCCAUUGCUUGUUCUAAAAUGGAGAAUUCUAAGGUUGAUAAAGAGCAUAGCUUACCAACUAAUGGUGUCAUCGAACUACCACAAGAAAUCAGUGCUAUAGGACUCUCCCAUCUCAAGUCUAAUUUGCUUGGUUAUUUUAUACACAAAGCUCUCCCAUUUGGUAUGGUCAAAGAUCUGGCAAAUACUUUGUGGGCAGACAAGGGAUUGCUUAAGGUUACCAACUCAGAGAAAGGGUUGUACGAGUUCCAUUUUUCCACCACAGAACAGUGUACCAUCAUACUUGAAGAGGGGCCUUGGUUUUUCACCAACAAGCAUAUUGUUCUCAACCAUUGGAAACCUGAUUUCCAAAGAGCAAUGCAUGUAACCAUACUGGUGUGGAUCAAACUUUUUGGGCUACCAUUAAACUUUUGGACCAAACCAGGGCUCAGCCACAUUUCCAGCUUCAUUGGUGUUCCUCUUUUUGCUGACCCUAUCACUGAAAAGAAGCAAAAAACUCAAUUUGCCAAGGUUUGUGUUGAGAUUGAUGCUUCGUUUGAUUUCCCCUCUGUCCUCAAGCUACACCAAAGCUCCGGGAAUAUUACAAACGUAAUUGUGGACUAUCAAUACAAGCCUGUGGUUUGCUAUGUAUAUAAGUGCUUUGGCCACUCUGCUAGAACCUGCCAUUCAUCAACCCCUCCCUUAAAGAACCUUCAACCUUCAUCAGAAUGGAAAGUCAUACCUUUUAAGAGUCCUCACAAGAACACUUAA
This is a messenger RNA of Cornus florida, 963 nucleotides long. RefSeq lists its product as uncharacterized. The transcript is spliced from 2 exons. Lineage: Eukaryota; Viridiplantae; Streptophyta; Magnoliopsida; Cornales; Cornaceae. Bases 1 to 963 code for a protein of 320 amino acids. The record is from RefSeq and is a predicted model, not a curated record.